This is a messenger RNA of Castor canadensis (American beaver), 201 nucleotides long. RefSeq names its product defensin beta 134 (gene Defb134). Lineage: Eukaryota; Metazoa; Chordata; Mammalia; Rodentia; Castoridae. The record is from RefSeq and is a predicted model, not a curated record.
AUGAAGCCUCUCCUCAUAGUGUUUAUCUUUCUCUUCUUUUGGGAUCUGGUGUUGGCAGGUUUGAACCCAUUAUCAUCAGUAUUGUAUAAGAAAUGCUAUGGAAAUGGUAUCUGCAGACUUGAGUGCUAUGGAAGUGAAAUGCUAGUUGCCUACUGUAUGUUUGACCUGGAGUGCUGUAUCAAAGGAAACCCUGCACCCUGA